Camelina sativa (false flax) is the source of this 647-nucleotide messenger RNA. The record is from RefSeq and is a predicted model, not a curated record. Lineage: Eukaryota; Viridiplantae; Streptophyta; Magnoliopsida; Brassicales; Brassicaceae.
CAAACUUUUUUGGUCGCUUUGAGAGAAUCAAGAGGUAUCAUUAUAAAGCUGUACAAAAGGGUUGGUGAAAGCCAUCACAUUUUCUGAAACCUUUAAAAGAAACUGAUGUGACAAGAAGAAAGAAUUUUGAAGAAGCAAGGAGGCUAUAUGAGGAGCUUGGUGUAUAGGAAGAUGUGGUGGGUUGUACAUCGACGGAUGAACAAGAGGAACUUAAAUCGUGAUUGUGAGACUAAGAGAAUAUGUGAGUUGGGGAAAGACUUGGAGGAGAUACUCAAGGGAAGGCUAGAGACGAUAGAGGAGGAACCCGAAGCAGAAGAGCGAGAGUGGUUAGGAGACUCGCAGACACAGAAGCCAAUAUUGGUUAAGGCUAAGAUGAAAGUGGAGAAAGGAAAGGCAAUAGUAAAAGCAAAAGUGAAGAGUGGAAAGGUGUUUUACAUGUUGUGUGUCAUUGGCUUAGCCUCUAAACGGGGGUUUAAUGAUCUUGUUUUUCAUUAAAGAGUCUCUCAAAUCCUAAUUCUUCUUCUUCAUCAUCAUCUUCUUGAUUUUUAUUUUAUUUCUUGACUGUGUGGAUGUACAUAUAUGUGUGUGUAUUUAUUUCGGUUAUAUAUACUUAUGGUGUAUAACACAGUUUUGUGUUUGUUUUUAUU